Thunnus maccoyii (southern bluefin tuna) is the source of this 5631-nucleotide messenger RNA. It is a transcript of the gene per2, whose product is annotated as period circadian clock 2. Gene Ontology annotation, molecular function: transcription corepressor binding; transcription cis-regulatory region binding. The transcript is spliced from 24 exons. The coding region runs from base 316 to 4716 and encodes 1466 amino acids. Gene Ontology annotation, biological process: entrainment of circadian clock by photoperiod; negative regulation of transcription by RNA polymerase II; circadian regulation of gene expression. Lineage: Eukaryota; Metazoa; Chordata; Actinopteri; Scombriformes; Scombridae. Gene Ontology annotation, cellular component: cytoplasm; nucleus. The record is from RefSeq and is a predicted model, not a curated record.
GAGAUUCAGGGCAAAGUCGCGGUGUUUGUGGAAACCUGAACGAAAGACAGAGCAGUGUGUCAGACCAGCACAGCACAGGACCGACAGCAUCUGCCCACACGCGAUUUCUAUCUGGGAUUCAAAUACAACGACCUUUUUAAAAACAAGGCUCCACUUCACGGAGACACGACUAUCAGCAUAGGAUCUGUCUUUUAAAAGAUCAGACCGCUUCCUGUCCCAUUCCCUCUGGCAACACCCUUGUGAAAAUGGGGUGAUUGUGUUCUGUUAUUAUCCAGUUAACUAACCUAGAACGAACCCAGGGCAGCACUCCUCCUGAUGUCAGAAGAUUCAGACUCCAAGUCCUACUGCUUCCCAGUGCUGGAGGACCAGGAUGGAGCCUCAGGAUGCAGAGCGUCCACCGCAUGCAGCUCCAUGGCACAGCUACACCGGAUGAGUGGCUACAGCCAAGGUGGGCCUGACCUAGGCCUCCCCUCAGAGGGCAGCGACAGCAGCAGUCAGGACCCUCCCGCCUCACCCCACAACCAUCGCAAGAACGCUCGCUCCCGCUCCCUCCCUGAGGAGGACGUGGAGAUGAAGAGCAGCGGGUCCAGCGGGAGUGGGAGUGAAUCGCACGGCAAUGAAAGCCACGGCAAUGACAGCCAUGGCAACGAGAGCAACGGCCAUGAGUCAAUGGGCAGCUCCAAUGGAAACAGCAAAGACUCUGCACUUCUGGAAUCUUCUGAAAGUAACAAGAGCUCCAACUCCCACAGUCCAUCUCCUCCUAGCAGCUCAAACGCCUUCAGUCUGCUGAGCUCGGAGCAGGACAACCCUUCAACCAGCGGUUGCAGUAGUGAGGAAUCUGCCAAAGCCAAGACACAGAAGGAAGUGAUUAAAACCCUGAAAGAGCUGAAGCUUCACCUUCCUCCUGAGAAGAGACACAAUAACAAAUCGUCUACGGUGAACACCCUCAAGUACGCCCUGCGCUGUGUCAAACAGGUGGCAGCCAAUGAGGAGUAUUACCAGCUGCUGAUGAUCAAUGACAGUCAACCUUCAGGCCUGGAUGUAUCGUCUUAUACGAUAGAGGAGAUAGACAGCAUUACUUCUGAAUACACCCUGAAAAACAAUGACAUUUUCGCAGUAGCAGUGUCUCUCAUCACAGGAAGGAUAGUCUACAUUUCUGACCAGGCUGCCUCCAUCCUCAACUGCAAAAGAGAGGUGUUCAAGAACAGCAAGUUUGUGGAGUUCCUGACGCCGCAGGACGUUAGCGUGUUCUACAGCUUCACAACGCCUUACCGCCUGCCCUCCUGGAGCGUGUGCACAGGAGCAGAGUCAUCCCCGUCUGACUGCAUGCAGGAGAAGUCCUUCUUCUGUCGUAUCAGCGGUGGAAAGGAGUGUGAGGGCGACCUGCAGUACUAUCCUUUCCGCAUGACACCCUACCUGAUGAAGGUCCAAGACACAGUGCAUGCUGAGGACCAGUUCUGCUGCCUCCUCCUGGCUGAGAGGGUUCACUCUGGUUAUGAUGCACCCAGAAUUCCAACAGACAAACGUAUCUUCACCACCACACACUCUCCAAGUUGUGUGUUCCAGGAUGUAGAUGAGCGGGCGGUUCCUCUCCUCGGGUACCUCCCCCAGGACCUGAUUGGCACCCCAGUCCUCCUCCACUUGCAUCCAAAUGACCGACCGAUCAUGCUGGCCAUCCACAGAAAGAUCCUCCAGUACGCAGGGCAACCAUUUGACCACUCGUCCAUCCGGUUCUGCGCACGAAACGGAGAAUAUAUCAUUCUCGACACCAGCUGGUCCAGUUUCGUCAAUCCUUGGAGCCGCAAAGUCUCCUUUGUUAUUGGGAGACACAAAGUGCGAAUGGGACCUGUGAAUGAAGAUGUUUUCGUGGCCCCGUCCUCUGCUGUGGCCGAGAUGAAGAACAUUGACUCUGACAUCCAGGAGAUUACUGAGCAGAUCCACAGGCUCCUGCUGCAGCCGAUUCAUAACAGCGGGUCCAGUGGCUACAAUAGUCUGAACAGCAAUGACCACAUUCUGGGCAUGACCUCUUCUAGUGAGAGCCUAAACAAUGGCAGCAGGACCAAGAUGCAGCGAGAGGAGGAGGAAGUGAGCGGCAAAACCAGACCUCGAACUUUUCAGGAAAUCUGUAAGGGAAUACAUCUUCAGAAGAGCCAGGAGCAGCAGACAACCAAACCAGACAACAAGAAAGCCAGUAGCAUAGAGUCUGCACAGAAGAGCCCAGCAGUGGUGCGGCCCAAAGACUCGGCAGCUCCUCUCAACCUGAAGGAGACCGGGGCGACGGUGGAGGAGAGUAGGGCUUCUUCCCAGGACGAGAUGGCAUUCAAUGAUCAAACUGUCUACUCCUACCAGCAGAUCAGCUGUCUGGACAGUGUUAUCAGGUACUUGGAGAACUGUAAUGUUCCCAUCACCAUGAAGAGGAAGUGCCAAUCUUCCAGUAACACUACAUCCUCUAACUCGGAUGAGAAAGGAUCCGACAGCAUGCAGGUGUCUGAAGAACCAGCCUUGUUGAAGGAUCAUUCUGGUCUCUCCGCUUUGGAUGAUCAAGACAAAAAGUCCAGUGACACAACCACAGCAGUAGUGGGCAAUUCACUGCCCCUACCUGUACCUAACAAACCAGAAAGUGUGGUGUCCAUAACCAGCCAGUGUAGCUACAGUAGCACAAUAGUGCACGUAGGGGACAAGAAACCUCAACCAGAGUCAGAGAUCAUAGAGGACAUCUCAGGUGCAGGAGAGACUGCAGAAUCCAGCAAGAACUCUGGAGUUCCUCCUUCUGCUGUUUCACCUCCCAGUCAGGAGAGGGAGUCCUACAAGAAACUGGGGUUGACCAAGCAGGUUUUGGCAGCCCAUACACAGAAGGAGGAGCAGGCCUUUCUGUACCGCUUCAAAGAGCUUCGCGGACUCAAAACCCUCAAAGCAAACUGCUCUCAGUACCUGGAGCGCCAGAGAGAACAGAUCACCAGCGAUGCUGUACCUGCUGCUCGCUCCGCCAAGCCGGGUGGACCGAGUGUGGAACCCACCACACGCCGGGGUGUACGGAAUAAGAAGACCAAGUCAAAGCGAGCAAAGCAGAUCGAGUCCUCAGACAGCACAGCGUCCCAUCACAGACAACAGCAGCUGCGGCCUCCUCUUCGGAACCACGGACUUAACCCGACCUCUUGGUCUCCCUCUGACACCUCACAGUCCACUUUUCCCAUGGCCUACCCCGCCAUGAUGCCAGGCUACCCCCUCCAGGUUUACCCUAGAGCCAAUUCCAUUGAUCCCCACACAGAUGUGACUCUACAAGGCUUUGUGAACAACCAGGGCACCCAGGCCCCUCCCUGCCCGCCACCCAUCCAUCCUGCUCCUUACACCGCCCCCAUGGUCACUCCUAUUGUGGCUCUAGUGCUGCCCAACUACAUGUACCCUCAAAUGGCCCCCGGGCCUCCACCACCACAGCCGGUGUACCACGCAGAGACUGGUGGCUUCCCCACCCAAACGCAGCCUUUUUGUCAGGCUGCCUUUCCAGUCCAGGGUGCCUUCACAGCUGCACCUGCUUUCAGUAUUCAGACCCAGUUUAACUCCCAGAAUCCCUUUGCUCCUCAAGCAGGCUACAUGACCCCGUCAUUCUACUUCCCUCCAUCCUCGGAAACUCCAAAGGCCACCAUGGAGGGCCAGUCUCGCUCCUCUACACCACAGUCUGGAGGAGGUGAAGGCCAGGCGUCCCCUCCGCUGUUCCAGUCUCGCUGCAGCUCGCCUCUGAACCUGCUGGAGCUGGAGCUGUCUGUGGACAGGCAGGACAUUACUGUGCUCUCCUCUGGAGGACCAGGGAACAGUACAGCUGAAAGGGAGAAAGGAGCAAGUGGCAACCAGGCCAAAGAGAGGGAGCUGAAACAGCCAUCUCUCAGUCUCCUUUGUACACCUGGACCCUUGUAUUACGAGGGCACGCCCUGUGUCUGUGAGCGUUUGUCUUGGGAUAAAGUGUGCUCUAGGCUGAGGGCUUGCAGCAAAGAGACGAGCUCUCGUGGUGACGCUAACAGCGAUGCAAACUCCUUGUCCAGCGACAUGUUGGACAUCAUCCUGCAUGAGGACUCCUGUUCAGGCACCGGCUCAGCCACCUCGGGGUCCAUGGGCUCUCGGUCUAAUGGCUGUGGAAUGUCAGCCAGCGGGACAUCUAACAGCGGGACAUCAAAGAGCAGGACGUCCGCCAGCGGAACCUCAGCUAGUGGGACCUCAGCUAGUGGGACCUCCGGUAGUGGAACAGGAAGCAACAACAGUAGUCAAUACUUUGGCAGCGUGGACUCGUCCCAGAACAGCCAGAAGGUCAAAAGUCACUCAAGCGGCAGUGACGGGAACCCCAUGGAGAUGGAGCAGAGCGACCACUUCAUCAAUGACAUCCAGAGAGUGCUCAGACAGGACAGAGAGAAGCUGCGGCUGAUGCAGAAGGGCCAGCCACGCUUCACAGAGGAACAGAAGAAGGAGUUGAUUGAAGUCCACCCCUGGAUUAAGAAGGGAGGUCUGCCCAAGGCGAUAGACGUCAAGGUGUGCUCUUGCUGUGACAGUACAUCAGAGGCAGCGGAGGCGGCGGCGGCAGUGGCUGUGGCAGCAGAGGACCAGCCGGACCUGGACAUCGGUGACACAGACACAGGGGAGAUCAGCUGCCAGAGGAGGUCCGGAGAGGAGCCCUCAGACGGUGUUGUCAUCUCCUGCCAGGGCCCUUCUCCCGGCUCCAGCUCUUAGACACAACCAAGACUUUCAGAGUGACGUUUACUGCCCAUCAGACUCUUGGUCUGAGCGACCACGACAAUGAAGAGGGACCUAAUUUACACAGAGCAUCGUACUGGCUCUUGGCUCUUCUUACAAAAAUAAUAACUGUCUCUGUCUUGCUGUUUUCAUGAGUUUUACAUGUUUACAAAAACUGUGGCUCAAACAGUCAAGACUUUUGUUGAAUGUGAAUAUAUGUAGUGGACAUUAAAUUACACUUUAUUUUAAUAUAUUACUUUAAAGCUGCACUGUGCAGCAUUUUAUUUUAUUUUAUUUUAUUUUUUUGUGGUGCUUACUGGUGAGUGCCGACUUUCUGUGUUCAUUCAUUAUUGUUUUUGUAGCACUUAUCAAUGUGCAGCACUUAGAGGAAGUGUGGUAUGCACUGAUUAGGAGAUGCAGAGCCCAGCGAGGCAAAUACAGUUUGUGCUGAUACAACAGGCAGUUGGGUCGAGGUCAAACAAGCAUUAACCAACUGGAGCAGUAACACGCCAGGAAGUGGCUCAGUGGUGUUCUAACUGUUGCGGUUUCUGAUUGAAUUCAGUAUUUUGUGACGCGAUUUCCUCAGCAACAACAACACUGUGCUACGUCAACAUGCAGUGUUAACAGUUUUUUAAAGUUUCAGAAACUCCAGUCGUGCGUACCCAUCAAGCUCUAAAUGAACGCACAAGUGCACUUUGUGGGCUGCACUGGAAGAAAAGGAGAAAUGAGAAUGAGGUUCCUGCACUGUACAUUCGCUCCAUUUGCCCUAAUUUAUUUCUGGCUGUUGCAAAAUGUUCUUUACAUUAUGAACAUGAGGGAAAAAAAAGGAGACGUUGAGAACUUGGAAAAAAAAGGCUGGACAAGGGCUAAAGCUUUUCACUACCUCCAUCCACACCAGCAGUGGAAGAAAUA